UUGCAUUCGUAUACAAAUAAGACUUAAAUUGUCUCCCAUAGCAACAGUGUAAACAAACAAGAAUUCGAUUUAUCAGAGCAUGACAUGUCUUGUAAUCACGUGUUGAUUAAUAUUUAGCGUGUCCGAACGAAAGAAGUGGACAAGAGUAAUUGCGUUGUUUAUUUUAUUUUAACUUGAAGCAGGAAUUUGUAUAGGAAGAAGAUCAAAAUCUGUUCAAAUCAUGUCGCAGGAGGGUCAGUCUGUGGAAUUGCAACAAAUCGGUGAAAACAAUGAAAAACCAGAGUUUGAGCCGGAGUCCAAUACAGGAGAAGCACAGGCAUCAGGCACAGCCGGCGUGGAAGGCACAGACAACCCUGCGUACACACCACAGGAUGACGGUCCACCCGUUGAAGAUAUCCCUCCACCAAUGACUUUUGUUGACUUCCUGCCGUUAUUGUUAGAGUCUGCAGAAUCUAAUAAUGACACCCCUAUGUAUGCUGAAUUUAGCACAGUGUUGGAGCAGGCCAACCAAUGGCUCAAGGGUAAUCCUGCAUUUAAAGCAAUGAAGUUGGAAUCUAUAAUCAAGAAAAUGGCAGAUAGAGAUGUGGUAGAUCUUGACCAGGUGGUUCAUCAUGAAAGCACCUAUGGUGUGAAUAAAUAUCUGCGGGGACUAAGGUUAUGGCUGGCACCUCGGUUAGAUAGCAGCGAACCUGUGCAGGAAAUUGGUUACCUGACAACACUGCCAGAACCUGUCGAUGAAUCUAAUGCAGAGGCUGUCCUGUCAAUGUUCCGUCCAUCAAGGUUCAGGGUAGGAGGAGGCGUACCUUCUUACUGCGGCAUGAAUGAUAUGAUGUUACAAUUGAACAAAUUUCUAAAGAAGAAACCAAUUCCAGGUUCUAUAUUGAAUGUGGAAACUGUAAAAGUGAAAUAUGAUGAUCAAGGAAGCAAAUGUUUAGAUACCGAGAAAAUGUGUUGGGCCGACUGCGGUAAAGAAGACAGGAUCUACAUAUAUGCAAUAAGAUUAUACUAUGUGGCUGGAAAGCCGGCAUUUGAAACCCUAGGAUACCACGAUGAGAUUCCAGUAUGUAUCAACAAUUGGGAGCUAGUCAGUAAAAUCAGGUUCUGUCCGUUCACACAGGUGGUACAGAGAGCCAAAAACUGGCUUAAAACACAGAAGGGUAUAAGAGUGGUCAACAUGCAGACUGUUGAAAUAUUUAGUGACCGAACAAACAAAGGAGAGGCGAAGGUACAUCAUGAUAUAUCUGGUCACGGUGAGGCGGCCGGACAAGACACACAGUUUGCACGUGUUUUGCGACUUUUCUUUAUACAGGAUUCUAAAAGUACAGAGUGUACCUAUUCUGCACUGAACCUGACAACGAGACUGUUUAUCCCAUCACGGCAUGGACAAUGGGGCAAAAACUGUGAAACUUUCUCAAAGACUAUGCAGAGAGUCAUCACCUGGCUUCAAUUAACAAAAACACCGAUAUUUGGAGUGGAGACAGUGAACUACCAGUUUUCUCCGGAUAGUUACGGUACCGGCGUUAGAGAAAACGACGCCUCUAUCUCGCUUGUAGCAACCUCCGGCAAAUAUUUCAUCACCACCGUCAGAUUGUAUUUCCCAUGUGAGUUCGAGGAACCCGAUCCGGAAUUACUUCCCCAUGAGGAGGAGGACCAAGGAUGGUGGGCGUGCACAGUCUCCUAAAUCUGUCAUUUGAUUGGUUGAUUUGGUAAACGGACAGUUCUGAUUGGCUGUAAAGAUGUGUGAUAAUUUAUUUCAAAUGAGAAAAAAAUGCUAUGAGAUUAAAUUGAUAUUUGGCUGAUAAUAAUACAGGAGAAAAUGCCAGUGGAUAUACUGUUGUACUGUGAAGAAUAAAACAUUUCAAUAUUAUACAUACAAGCUUUCUGACAAAAAGGCAUUUAAUCCUGGAUGAAAUGUGGAUCAAUUUUUCUGAAAUUCCCAAUAUUCAUUCCUCAAGAUGCUUGUAUGUGAACAACUCAUAAACAAAAAAAGCGAACAAUACAUAAAUAAAGAAAGCAAACAAUAUACAUGUAAUUAUAAAGAAAAAGUGAACAGUAUAUAAACAAAAAAAAGAACAAUAUAUGAACAAAAAAGUGAACAAUAUAUAAACAAAAAAGCGAUAAACAACUCCUGUGUAUUUCAUUCAUACAUUUAUGUUUACAUGUUUCCAACGCUCACCAGACUGUGGACUUGUGGUAAUAUAAUGUUACACAAUCAAAUCCGGCAAUACAAUUGACUAGAAUUGAACACAUAUUCCCGAUGUUAUUGAUAUGAUUAGAUAGAAGUAACUCAACAACCUGUUAGAGUACAACCUGUGCAAAGCAACACCCCUUCAGCAGUCAAAUAUUUUGGUUGUUGCCUGAGAGGUAUUGCUUUGGAGAGGUUAUAUUGAUAUCAGUUCUUUGGGAGUAAAAAAGGACAUUUUUUACAUAGGGUUGCUGGGUAUGUGUUUCACUGUACAUGAAAAAUAUCCCCAGUCUUCAUUUUUAAGCUAUUAUGAUAUAUAACAUUUUUAUUCCUAUAUUAAGUUAUAUAUCAAAUAUUUUCAUAAUUUUUAUAUCUUUUGUUUCCGAUGAUUGAUGCAUACUCCCAGAUGAUUUUUGAAUGAACUGUUCUUAUAUUUUGUUAUUAUAAUCCCAAAAUCUUCAAAUGAACUGUUCCAAA
This is a messenger RNA of Ruditapes philippinarum (Manila clam), 2662 nucleotides long. RefSeq lists its product as uncharacterized. The transcript has 10 exons. The record is from RefSeq and is a predicted model, not a curated record. Bases 221 to 1681 code for a protein of 486 amino acids. Lineage: Eukaryota; Metazoa; Mollusca; Bivalvia; Venerida; Veneridae.